Nannochloropsis gaditana CCMP526 is the source of this 753-nucleotide messenger RNA. RefSeq lists its product as uncharacterized. The transcript has 2 exons. The annotation marks the transcript as partial. The record is from RefSeq and is a predicted model, not a curated record.
AUGAAGGCCGUAGCAACCCAACCAGUCCACCGCCCAUUGCUGUUUUGCCGCCGUUUCCUCGUGUUUACCGUCGUCCUCUCCCUGACGGUGCUGACUUGCAUCUCUCCUUCCUACAACGCCUUUGAUCUUGUCCCCGCGCUCAGGACGGCAACGAGCAGAGACAAAGGAAUUAAAAUUCGGGCGCUUCCUCCUCCUUCGCCGGCACCCCCGUUCCUCUCACAGCCAUCCCUUCUCCUUCGCUUCGCCACUCCAUCCUCCCCUCCCUCUCCUCCCUCCCCCCACGAAGCGAAACGCCGCCGUCGAGCCAUGGCCCGUCAGAGGCGACGGAGACGGCACGCGGAGGAAAGAGCGGCGUUCCAGAACCAAACCUUGCAUGCUCCCGGUCUCGUCCCCUCGCAGGUAGCUACCUUCCCUUGCCCUCCCAACUCAUCGCAUGGCUGUGAAGCGUCCCGCCUUCGGCCUUCACCCUCCAUCCCCACGGGUGCCUACUCUGUUCGUGCGUCCCCGUCCCGUCGCAUUUCUCUGUACACCCUCGCCAUUGGCUCCUCGCUCCCGGUCUCUCACCUCCCCCCUUUGACCACCCGCUCCCUCCCACGCCACUUUUCUCGCCACUCUCCGCAGGUGUACCUCUCCCCUCGCCACAAAAAGCGGCCUCCCUUCCCUGAUCUUUCCACGACCCCGACCUCCUCCUCUUCCUCCCCCUCUUCCUCCGAGGAGGACGCCCAGGACCUGAUCGUCCUCGAAGUGCCUGCC